AUGAAGCACUCCGCCAAUUUCGUUGCCAUGGCUGCUGCGCUGGCACGCGUCGCUGAUGCGCACUACAUCUUCAGCAAGCUUGUUCUGAACGGUGUUGCUUCCGAUGACUGGCAGUACAUUCGCCAGACGACCAGAACCGAGAACUACAUGCCGACCAAGUUCACCAACACCUAUGACAACCUCACUCCCAGUGACAGCGAUUUCCGCUGCAACCUGGGAUCUUUCAGCAAUGCUGCCAACACUGAGGUUGCCGAUGUUGCGGCGGGUGACACCAUUGCCAUGAAGCUCUUCUACGAUGGUAGCAUUGCGCACCCUGGACCCGGUCAAGUUUACAUGUCCAAGGCGCCAACUGGAAAUGUCCAGGAAUACGAGGGUGAUGGUGACUGGUUCAAGAUCUACGAGGUGACUCUCUGUGACGAAAGUGGUGACCUGACCAAAGACGCUUGGUGCGCAUAUGGCAUGUCCCAAUUUGAGUUCCAGAUUCCUGCAGACACCCCUGCCGGCGAGUACCUCGUUCGCGCCGAGCAUGUUGGUCUUCAUGGUGCUCAGAACGAUGAGGCCGAGUUCUUCUACAGCUGCGCCCAAGUCAAGGUCUCUGGCUCCGGCUCCGGCACUCCUUCCACGACUUACCAGAUUCCUGGUCUCUACACUGAGUCUAUGGAGCUCUUCAACGGCCUCAACCUUUGGGUCGACGACGCCAGCCAGAUCGAGGCUGACAUUGCUCUUACCCCCAUCGGAGAUGAUGUAUUUGGUAGCUCAUCCUCUACCUCGUCGACCUCUGCAGUUGCAGCUUCCUCUGACACGACCAGCUCGGUCGCAGUUAGCUCAUCUGCUGUCGCGAGCUCUGGAUGCAAGUCUUCGAAGCACUAG
Pestalotiopsis fici W106-1 is the source of this 870-nucleotide messenger RNA. RefSeq lists its product as uncharacterized. The coding region runs from base 1 to 870 and encodes 289 amino acids. The transcript has 3 exons. NCBI's taxonomy places the organism in Eukaryota, Fungi, Ascomycota, Sordariomycetes, Amphisphaeriales, Sporocadaceae. The record is from RefSeq and is a predicted model, not a curated record.